UUUAUCAUCAUCAAGCAUGGAAUGUUUUUGAAAUAAACUAUGCAGUUAAUCUUGGUAUAUUUGUUUAUAUUUAAAGUAAAAAAAGUUAAUUUUAUAUAAAUCGACAGGAAAUUGUUAAUAUAUCAAAAUGGUGAAUACAAAUUUAGAAAAUGCAGACAGCGAGAAACUUGAUAAACCAACUAAAGGAAUAAAUCGAAAAGCUAGGUUAAUUGUACGAAAUCUCUCAUUUAAGACAACCGAGAAAAAAUUACGUGAAUAUUUUGGGCAGUAUGGAGAAGUGGAUGAAGUGCAAUUAUUAAAAAAACCCGAUGGAAAACUAAAAGGAUGUGCUUUCAUACAAUAUCGUGCCACACAAAUGGCAGCAAAAGCUUUGUACAAUACAAAUGGAAAAUUGUUCUUAGAACGUGAAAUUGUUACAGAUUGGGCUGUACCUAAAAAUAAAUAUGUGCAACAAAUUGAACAACCUGUGGAAGUUAAAGAGGAAGAUCUUUCUGAUAGUGAAAAUACGGCAGAAAAUAGUGAAAUAAAAGUUGAAGCUGAAGUUAUAGAAGAGUCCGAAAUUAAAAACGAAGAUAAGAAAGAUUUCAAGCCAACUGCAUCUGAAAUCACAGAUAAAACAUUUGAAGUAGAAUCGGAUGAAGCAGAAUCCGAUGAAGACGCUGAAGCAGAAGAUAAAGACUCAGAUGCAGACGAUAAAAGUGAAAUUAAAUCGGAAACUACAAAUGAUGGGAAAAGGCCUAAAGUGUUUUCAAACGAUGUGACUGAGGGGAAAACAGUUUUUGUUAAAAAUUUACCGUUUAGUGCUACAAAUGAAGAUUUAAAACAAUGUAUGCUUCAAUUUGGAAGAGUAUAUUAUGCUUUAAUAUGUAAAGAUAAAUUUACGGAACACUCAAAGGGAACAGGAUUUGUUAAAUUUGUGGAGAAGGAAGCAGCGGAUCAAUGUUUACAAGCUGGAACUGAAUUAACUUUACUAGGAAAUAUUUUGGAUUGUCAUCCAGCAUUGGACAAAAAAGUUAUAACACAAAAAGCGACCAGUAAAGAUACUAAAAUUCGAGACACAAGAAAUUUAUACUUAAUUAAGGAAGGAGUAAUUGUAGCCGGUAGUCCAGCCGCUAAGGGUGUAUCAAAGUCAGACAUGGAAAAACGAUUAAAAUUAGAGCAAUGGAAAACACAAAUAUUAAAAAAUUUACACAUGUUUGUCUCAAAAAAUCGAUUAGUCGUUCAUAAUGUGCCAGAAUCUUGGGAUGAUUCGAAAUUAAGACAAUUAUUCUUAAAACAUGGUGGUACCAAACCAGAAAUUCUUGAAGCCAGAAUUAUGCGUGACUUACGAAAUGUCGAUAAUAAAGGUGUGGGUCAAUCAAAAGGACACGGUUUUAUAACAUUUAAAAAUCAUGAAAAUGCGCUUCAUGCAUUACGAUCGUUAAACAAUAAUCCAAAUAUUUUCACACCUGCAACUCGACCAAUUGUAGCAUUUUCUAUAGAAAAUAAAUUAAUGGUUAAUGCAAAACAACGUCGAUUGGAAAAAUCCCGACAAAAGAAUCCCCUUUGUAAACAAUUUAACUACGAAGAUAAUGGUAAAAAUCAAAAUAAACAGGAUCGAGGUGUUAAACGAAAAUUCCCCUUCAAAGAAGAUCGUAACGAAAAUAAUAAUGAAAAAAAUAGUAAACGAGAAUAUACAGGAAUUACAUCAAAACCGGGUAUGUCAAAAUUGCGAUCCAAAUUUAAGUUAAGAGCACAAGCACAAGUUCAUCAUGAAACAUUGAAAAAAGAAAAAUCGUUAAAACGAAAGAAAUUACAAUUGUUAACACAAAAACAACCAAUAAGACAACCGAAACAGAAAAUGAAUAAACGAAAACAGGAGAAAGAUGAUUUUUCUAAACUUGUAAAUAAAUAUAAAUCUACGCUGACUGCAAAUGUUGUAAAGAAAAGUAAAUGGUAUGAAUAA
Molecule: messenger RNA, 1945 nt
Organism: Chrysoperla carnea
Lineage: Eukaryota; Metazoa; Arthropoda; Insecta; Neuroptera; Chrysopidae
Product: RNA-binding protein 28
Exons: 3
Coding region: 128-1945 (605 amino acids)
Molecular function (GO): RNA binding
Source: RefSeq, a predicted model, not a curated record